Messenger RNA from Cynoglossus semilaevis (tongue sole), 406 nucleotides. RefSeq names its product cytochrome c oxidase subunit 7C (gene cox7c). Gene Ontology annotation, biological process: mitochondrial electron transport, cytochrome c to oxygen. NCBI's taxonomy places the organism in Eukaryota, Metazoa, Chordata, Actinopteri, Pleuronectiformes, Cynoglossidae. The transcript has 3 exons. Gene Ontology annotation, cellular component: respiratory chain complex IV. The record is from RefSeq and is a predicted model, not a curated record. The coding region runs from base 88 to 279 and encodes 63 amino acids.
UGCGCAUGACACAUAACUAGCAGGAACAAGAAGAGGUCGCACUGAGUAGCAUUGAACUGAGACAGUGGAGAGAAGACUGUUUGAAUCAUGCUCGGACAAGCCGUGAGACGAUUUACGACAUCUGCUGCCCGUUCUUCACACUAUGCUGAAGGACCAGGGAAGAACCUGCCAUUUUCUGUGGAAAAUAAGUGGCGUCUUCUGGCCAUGAUGGCGGCGUUCUUUGGCAGUGGCUUCGCAUUCCCUUUCAUUGUCGUCAGACAUCAGAUCCUAAAGAAGUAAAAUGGCUGCACUAUUGUGCUGCCUACCAGAUCGUCAGCUGGAACAUAGUUAUCCAUCAGAGUUCUGUCCCUGCAAAAGAAUGGGAAUCUGUUAUUUUUCUUUGUAAAUAAAGUUUCCUUAAAUAUGA